Molecule: messenger RNA, 1707 nt
Organism: Scheffersomyces amazonensis
Lineage: Eukaryota; Fungi; Ascomycota; Pichiomycetes; Serinales; Debaryomycetaceae
Exons: 1
Coding region: 1-1707 (568 amino acids)
Biological process (GO): xenobiotic detoxification by transmembrane export across the plasma membrane
Cellular component (GO): membrane
Molecular function (GO): antiporter activity; xenobiotic transmembrane transporter activity
Source: RefSeq, a predicted model, not a curated record
AUGUCUCGUCUGGAAACAACACCACUUUUAAGUCCUAAGACAACCACAUCAUCUGUGGCUAGUAGCAUUGAUGAUAGUGAAAUAAUUAAUUAUGUCCAACAACGAAGAGUAUCAAUUGCUUCGGCAGGUAACAAUAGAAUCCCUGCCAAUUUCUCAUUAAGAAAUGUAACUUCCAAUGAUCGUCUAACAACAAGUACAUCGCAUAAUUCAUUUUUACAUAGAAGCAGUGUAAGUGAAUUGCUUCAUUCAAGUCAGCAUUUGGAAGCCGAACCAGAAACAAAUCUUCAAACUGAAGUUCAAGUUUUAUUGUACUAUUCUGUGCCUUUAAUUAUAACUUUCCUAUUACAAUACUCAUUAACAGUUGCAUCAGUUUUCUCAGUUGGCCGUUUAGGAUCUAGUGAGCUUGCCGCAGUGAGUUUAAGCUCUAUGACGGCUAACAUCUCAGGUUAUGCUAUUAUUCAAGGGGUAUCGACAUGUCUUGAUACUCUUUGUGCUCAGGCUUAUGGUAGAAAAGAUUUUAAUACUGUAGGUUUACAUUUCAUUAGAUGUAACUAUUUAUUACUUUUGUUGUUCAUUCCUAUGUUUCUCUUGUGGAUGUUUGGAGCCGAACCAAUAUUAAUUGCUAUCAUUGGCGAGGAUGAAAUUGAAUUAUGUAAAUUAGCUGCAAACUAUCUUCGUAUUUUAAGCCUUGGUUUACCAGGAUUUAUUUUAUUUGAAAAUGCUAAGCAUUUCCUUCAAAGUCAAGGUAUUUUCCAUGCUUCAACUUAUGUGCUUUGUGUAUGUGCCCCUAUGAAUGCUCUACUUAACUAUAUUUUAGUUUGGAAUAAGAAUAUAGGUUUAGGUUUCAUUGGUGCACCAUUAUCAGUUGUUAUUACAAAUUGGGUAAUGUGCAUAUCCUUAUACUGUUACAUCUUCUUUGUAAAAGGCUACCAAUGUUGGCCAAAGCAACCAUUAUUUGAUGGGGUUUAUUUCCGUAAUUGGAACAGAAUGAUAAAUUUAUCUGUUCCUGGUGUAUUAAUGGUAGAAGCCGAAUGGCUCGCAUUUGAAAUAAUUACUUUCAGUGCAUCGAAGUUUGGAACUGAAGUUUUGGCAGCUCAAUCAAUUGUUAGUACGACGUGUGUUUUAAUGUAUCAGAUACCCUUUGCAAUUUCAAUAGCUGCUUCUACAAGAAUAGCUUGGUAUAUUGGAGCAGCCUCUAUUAAGUCUGCUAAAAUUGCAACAAAUGCUGUAAUUUCAACCUCCUUAUCAUUGGGAAUUUUCAAUGCCUCCGUGUUAUUUGUGUUUAGAAAAUGGUUAGCUGCUCUCUACACCAACGACGAAAUAGUUAUUCAAUUAGCAGCCAAAGUGUUGAUUAUUGGUGCAAUAUAUCAAAUUAAUGACUUCUUGUCAUGCGCUACUGGUGGAGUAUUAAGGGGUCAGGGGCGACAAAAGAUCGGAGGUUACUUGAAUUUAAUUAGCUAUUACUUGAUAGCCUUACCAAGCGCAUUUUUAUUUGCAUUUUAUUUUAAAUUGGAAUUAGUUGGUCUAUGGCUAGGAAUGAUCAUUGCCUUGUUCUUCAUCUCAACGUCCCAAUACUAUUUUGUUUCGAUAAGUAAUUGGGAUAAGAUUGUUGACGAUAGCAUCAAUGAAGGUAUCUUAGAAGAGGGUCAUCUUAACCUUGAUGCUCACUCUUUAGUCCCUAGCAUGAGUAGUGGAGCAUAUGUAUAA